UACUAUGUAUUCAUUCAUGUUUUGUUUCAAAUAAAGUAUCAAGUCUGACUAAAUUAAGGUAUAGCCAAGUUAAUAGCAGCCUUGUCUUUAUUCACCACACACCCACAUGAUACAAAAAUUAGGACACAAUACAUGAAAUUAAUAAAGUGCUAGUUCGGAAUAAAUAAUAUGACUGACUGGCUGAUUCUGUAACGUCCUAAUGGGUCACGGAACUAACACAUUUUUUCCUCUAUUCACUAUUGCAGAGAUCAUGUUACAUAGAUAGAACCCAAGGUUGAGGUACGCCAUGUGCGUUACAUACUAUAUUAUAACGUAAUGGUGACAAACCAAUAUAUCAGUAUAAUGUACACAAUUAUAAUAAAUUAAGCUCAAGCAUUAAGCAGUACAAACAGACAAGCAACCCAAAACAAGGAUUGCCACCACCUUCAAGUACGUACAUAGACUACCAGAGAGAGAUAGGCCGUUCCAAGUUCCAACCAACAAAGACAUGACCUACUACGUUAUUAUUCUAUUUGGCAACUACUGAUUACAGGACUAUUAUCUCACAAACUAAUUGUAGACUCUAAACUCCGAUAACUGUUCUGUAAAGUAUCCUUUCCAUAAAAAAAGGUUAUAAAUAUAGUGUUACUGUCUGUGGUAGGCUGUGGACGCAUGUAUUUUAUUCAGCGACAAAGGCACAUUUUCAUGUUCAAUAGGUGUGAAAUACGAAAUAUGUUAAUUUUCACUACCGAACAACGAUAACAAUUACGAAAUACGACAACAAUUUAUAUAUUAUGUAGAUUACUUUGCAACAAUGUCAUUUGUAAAUUUGUCAAGUUGUCAUUCAUGAUUGAUUUUAAUCGUCAACUAAUAGUGUAAACUGUAAAAUCCUAAUACUUGUCAGAAAGAUACUAAGAACAGCUGAUUGAUUGUUAUUGCCCACAAUUUAUGGGUGUUUCUAAAUUAUGAUUAACUUAUUAUAGUAAGAAUUGUAUACAUAUAAUUCGAAAAAGUUGACACUAUUUAUCUGAUAAUGACGACUGAGGCAGCUGAAAACGUAACAAAAACAUUUAAAUUCUCAUUUCCUACAUGCACGAAUGAAGAGGUUCUUUUUAAAUUGGAAGUGCCUGUGGAUAUUCCAUACGAAGGAUCCUCACGUGAGCUGGUCCAACGAGUGUUAAAAAUGUUUCAUAUUCCUGUAUAUUUGGAAGACGAGUUAAAUGAAAAGUUAGCAGAAUUUAUUGCUGAAGAAACUAAAAACUAUCACAAUGAAAGAGAUGAAAAAUUACUAAACCAACUGAAAAAUGGAGAGCUAAAUAUUGAGGGAAUUAUCAAAGGGUGGGAGAAAAAUUUCAAAGAGAAUGUAUUAGAAUUUGCUGAACAGAAGGGCUCUUCCGAUGAAGAAGUAUUUGCAACAGCCUAUCACAAAUUAGUCCAUUCUCCAGCAUUAGAAACAAUAUUGCAAGUGGAAAGUUCCUAUGCUAAGACAGUUAUGAAUAUGAUUCAAAACCGUGAUAAGGAUAUCAAAAAGCUUACUGAAAGGCAAACACAAGAAAUGGAAGAUAAAAUCAGACUACUCAAUAUCUCAACAACAGAAGAGGAAAUUAAUGCUUUAGCUGGAAAGCAUUUUGAAGAGCAAAGCGUAGCAGCUGGCCAUUGGGAGUCCCAACUGGAUGCUUUAAGACAUGCUCAGAGAGCAGCUCAUAGAGCUUGGCUGAUGACUGCUUUAGAUGACUAUCAGCUUAAUGAAAAUGCUACACCCAGUAACUCUCCGCUAUGCACUUUCCCACCAGAUUUACCCGGGCCCAUUCAACCUGCUCCACCAAGGCUAGAAGAGAGUUUCACUAUACAUUUAGGAUCACAGCUUAAACAAACACACAAUAUACGCCUAGUUGCGGUUGAUAUUUUGGAUCUGUGUUCUGUGAAUCGAGGAGAUAGCGGUACAUGGAACCGCGCUCAACCAGCUCUAGGUUUAUACUCAAACGACCUAUCAGCUGUAGUACUAUUGGCCGAGCACGAGCCGUCACGUUCACCUCUCGUUUCCCUCGCGAGGCAAGCCACGGAACAUCACUUCGAUGACGUUGAGAUACAAUUACGAGAUAUCGCUGAAAAAGUUAAAGAACCGGCAGAAAAGCGUAAUUUAGAACGAGUAACAGGUGACGGGCGAGGGCGUAGUGCCCGGGUCAAACGCUCGCUGCAGCCCGGGGACGUUUAUCUAAGCAGACACAGUAAUUUGGCAGAUGCUCAUUUGGUCUAUCAUCUCGUUAUAGAUGAUGAGCAGAUGAAAGCUGGUGAUAUGACGUCUCGUCACCCAGCAAUUCUCGCGUUGCGCAAUAUCUUGAAGUCGGCUUCAUGUAAUGACGUCACUUCUAUUGCAUUGCCAUUGCUUCUUAGACAUGACAUAACUGAGGAAAUGACAAUGUCGUGGUGCAUCAGACGAGCAGAAUUAGUGCUCAAAUGUGUAAAGGGCUUUAUGUUAGAGGGAAGUGGAGGGGGCGGGGCAGAACUCCGGACUCUCACCGUGGCGUUGCCUUCUACCACAAACCAGACGUUAUUUAGUGCUCUUGCAGAUUUAUUGACUAAUAUAUUUAGAUUGGCCGGACCUGUGCGGCAAAAUAAAUUAGAAUAGAAUAGGUGAUCUGAUUCAAUUAGUUAAGUUAACACUUUCUAACAAAAACCCAAAAAAUAGUUUCACCUAACGAAAAUUCGAGAAGUUUGUUCGAUACGUAUAGUCUAGUUAUAGACAAAAUCUUAUUUCAAAAUUAAAUAAAGCAAUAAAUCUAAAUUGAUUUGAACUUCUUAACAUACUUUCUCUCAUUUUUAAAAGGAUUGAAUGCAGAUUUGCUUCUGAUUAAAUUUAAAUUGUUAUUAAUUCAUGGUUAUUAGACUAUUAUAUAUACUAAUAUUAAUGCAUUCUGUUUUUCUCUUUUACGUUACCGACAAUGUAAAUAAAAAUAAGAAUACAUAUAUGAUUUUUCAAUCAACUGAAAAAAAAUCCUAUACUACGUAGAUUA
Pieris rapae (cabbage white) is the source of this 2993-nucleotide messenger RNA. Its product is annotated as protein C12orf4 homolog. The transcript is spliced from 8 exons. Gene Ontology annotation, cellular component: cytoplasm. The record is from RefSeq and is a predicted model, not a curated record. NCBI's taxonomy places the organism in Eukaryota, Metazoa, Arthropoda, Insecta, Lepidoptera, Pieridae. Bases 1013 to 2608 code for a protein of 531 amino acids.